Messenger RNA from Protopolystoma xenopodis, 417 nucleotides. The record is from the annotation of a GenBank genome assembly. Lineage: Eukaryota; Metazoa; Platyhelminthes; Monogenea; Polystomatidea; Polystomatidae.
GUAUGCGGAUUGAAAUGGUCCCCUGAUAACCAAUAUUUGGCCUCUGGUGGCAACGACAAUCGUCUUCUUGUCUGGAGUCUACAUCAUUCUCUCUCGAAUUCUGCUGUCUCUCACUUUUCCACCACAUCCGACCAGCCAACCUCAGGAAGCUCAGCAUUGGAAUCAGGCCAUGGAGGCCCUAUGCUUUGCUAUUUAGAUCAUAUUGCCGCAGUCAAAGCGAUUGCAUGGUCGCCGCAUCAACACGGCCUUCUCGCUAGUGGUGGUGGCACUGCCGACAGAUGCAUUCGAUUCUGGAACACAUUGACCGGCCAAGCUCUCCGUGGAGUCGACACCGGCAGCCAGGUUACAUUCCUUUUUAUUAUUCCCUAUAUAUCAUCUAAGUACAAGGUUAUUGUUGACCACAAAACAGGUGGCUAG